Diospyros lotus (date-plum) is the source of this 3485-nucleotide messenger RNA. RefSeq names its product glycosyltransferase 6-like. The transcript has a single exon. Gene Ontology annotation, cellular component: trans-Golgi network; endosome; membrane. The coding region runs from base 2161 to 3480 and encodes 439 amino acids. The record is from RefSeq and is a predicted model, not a curated record. Gene Ontology annotation, molecular function: galactosyltransferase activity. Lineage: Eukaryota; Viridiplantae; Streptophyta; Magnoliopsida; Ericales; Ebenaceae.
UCAAUCAGAUUGUUCGCAUAGCAACACAUACAUUGAUAUGCUGCCUGCCACCUAAUUAACUAACUUGGUUCAGUGGCAGCUUGCUAUUGUUAUUUUUGGAGUUUUCAUGCACGUGGCUAGCGUUCAAGGUUUAGGACCUUAUAAUUACAAUAAAUUACUGUGGUGGUAACUAAAUUGAGUGCGACAUAUAUAAUGGAGCCUUAAUUACUCUAAUUCAAAUUCUUUACUUGUCAUUGGUAGUUAUUAUUUAAAGCAUGCACUUUAUAUAUACAUAUAUAAAUUCUCUGCCAUCGAUCAUCCAUCUCUUUUGCCUUUUUACUUUUCCUUUUGCUCACUUUACAUGUAAAAGCAGAUUAGCCUGUUGGGUUGUUGGACUUCAAUCUGUUCAUGAUUAAAGCAUAAUUUUCACUGCAACAAGGUCUCAUUUUUUUUUUUUAAUUAGUAUUAUGAUAUGAUGAUGGUGCAUUUCAUUGUUAGACGAGACGAGAACCUUUAAUUUGUUUUAACUAUUAUCAUAUCAUAAACACGCAAGCAAAUUAUGCAAUAGAGAUGGGAGUUUGUCACUUAUCGUACAGAAAAAUGGCAAAUAAAGGUUGACUACUGGUUUUGACUCAAUUAUCGUUAUGUUCGCUUAGAUUCUCUUGUUUGCCCAAGUGGGCAUCAUUGCAAAUCAUUAUCAUGUUGUUGUUUCAUCAAUUGUAAAGCUAGCUCGUUAGGAUUCAUAUAUGUAUGUGCCCUCCGAGGAGGGUAUAUAUAUAUAUAUAUAUAUUGUGUUGUGAUCUUUGAUGUAUGUAUGAGUAGAGUAGGAAUAAUGAUUUAUUUAGUAACCCCAACCCACUACUACUAAAUUCAUAGAAUUGAGAAUUUCACUGCACAACCCCAAUCUGUCAUGGAAAAUUAUGUAUGACGUUGAGUUGCUGAUCUUAAUAUAUAUAUAUAUAUAUAGAUGGUGAAUAUAGGAGGUGGGCUUAAUUGCUUGGUCUAAUAAUAAAUUAUAAAUGAAUUAAAUCUCAUGAAUUUGAACUAGACCCGGCUACUUAACAAGUCUGGUCUAUAUUGUGAUUACUCCAGGCAUGCAUGGGUUUCUUCGAUCGAAGACUAAUUAAUUAAUGGGGGCUCCAUUGGUAUAAAAUCUAGCAAAUUCUAUAUACUUUAUGGAUUAAUAUUAUUCGUCAAUCUGACAUUACCUGUCACUUAUGCUUGGCCUACUUUUGACUGUCUUUUGUUUUACAUGGUUAAAAGGGUAUUUUAAUUUACUUUUGUUUAUGAAAAUGUGAAUUUAGUUUCAUCUUUUGACAAAAAAAAAUGAACACACAAGAUUGGUAUAUGUAUUUGGGUUGAAAAUAAAACUAAUAAAAUGGAUGACUAGCAUUGAACCACCUAGAAGUAGAAGAAAUUGCUAGUAUACGUAGUUAAUUAUGGAGAUGAAGAAAGAAGAAGAAUAGCAGCAGCAGCAGCAGCAUGUGAGUGAGCCUAAUUCAAAAUUUGAGUUUAAGCCUGUAGGCAAUGAAUUUGUGGGUCUAAAUAGGAGGAGGAAAAGGUAGUAAAAAUCGUCAAUACCAUAUGUAAGAGUAUUUUAUUUGUUUUCAUAAAUUUAAAAGGCCCUUCAUUUUAAUUUCAAGGGAGAAUUUUCACGCACUCAGCCAGAAAGCCAACACUUGACCAUUACAUUAUUAUUAUUAUUAUUAUUAUGUAAGGAAGGAAGGAUUAAGAUGGUAGAACUGAAUGGCAGUUGUUGAAGCGCAAGUGAAGUGACCAAGGCGUUUUGUACUUGGUCUAACAAUUAAUAUAUAAGUAGAUAUCAAAAUGUCCUUUCAGCAGGGGUAAUUAAGCACUGUCUCAAACUAUCUAAAAGCCUCUCAACUCUCAAGUCCCAUCCCAUCCCGCGCCAUUCUCGCUUCAUUAAUUAAAGGUAAACUUUUCCCCCUCUCUUUUUCUCUGUUUGACGGGACAAAAAGGGUACUUCUUUUCCCAAUGCGCUGCGCAUGCAAUCCGCUCAGUCCUCAAUUAACGUGACCAGUCUCCUCUUCCCUCGCCUUGAACCCAUUAAACAAUUCUGCUAAACUGUAACCUUUUACUUUCAGAUUCCUUUUAUGACUAAUUAAAGCCUUGCCAAUCGUCGAUACAGACUCUUCAAGCUCGUACUUCCAACCAACCACCAUGGCCAAAACCACUGUUCCCUGCAACUUCUCAUGGCUUUCCAAGCACAGAUCACUGCUCUUCGGAGCAGCCAUAAUCUUGGUUCUCAUUCUUUGUGCUCUCUUCUUCUUAUCCGGUUCUCGCUCUAGCGCCGCCAGAUCGGCCAAAUCCGUAUCCGCUUCCGACGGCGUCACUUCCCAGAAUUGCUCUAUUCGCGUAGACGACGUAGAUUUAGAGUUUGACCCGCCAAACUCGACAUUCUACGACGAUCCAUCGCUCAGUUACUCCUUAAACAAGCCUAUUCAGAACUGGGACGAGAAGCGACGCGAGUGGCUCCAGAACCACCCCUCCUUCGCCGCCGGCGCCAGGGAUCGGGUACUACUCCUCACUGGGUCGCAGCCUUCGCCCUGCAAGAACUCGAACGGCGACCAUCUAAUGCUGAGGAGCUUCAAGAACAAAGUCGACUACUGUAGAAUCCACGGCUGCGAUGUGUUCUACAGCAACACCUUCCUGCAUCCGAAGAUGCGCUCUUACUGGGCCAAGCUGCCGCUGGUCCGGGCCGCCAUGGUGGCCCACCCGGAGGCCGAGUGGAUCUGGUGGGUCGACUCGGACGCCGUCUUUACCGAUAUGGAGUUCAAGCUCCCGCUCCGGCGUUACAAUGACCACAACCUGGUGGUUCACGGCUGGGCCCACUUGAUCUACCGGAAGAGGAGCUGGGUCGGCGUCAACGCCGGAGUUUUUAUGAUCCGGAACUGUCAAUGGGCCAUGGACUUCAUCCAAGUUUGGGCCAACAUGGGCCCACAAAGCCCAGACUUCAAAAAGUGGGGCCGGAUCCAAAAGGCGACGUUCCCGGACAAGAUGUUCCCGGAGUCGGACGAUCAGUCGGCUCUGAUUUACUUGAUGCUGAAAGAGAAGGAAAAAUGGACCGACAAAAUUUAUGUAGAGGGGGAGUACUACUUCCAAGGAUACUGGCUGGACGUUGUGGGAACGCUCGAUAAUGUCACAGCGAGUUACGUGGAGAUAGAGGAGGGGGUGCGCAUGUUAAGGAGGAGACACGCGGAGAAGGAAGCGGAGAGCUACGCUGCGCUGAGGGAGACGUAUCUGAGCGACGCCGGCUACGGCCGGGGCAGCUGGCGGAGGCCGUUCAUCACCCAUUUUACCGGCUGCCAGCCGUGCAACGGCGAACAUAAUCCGGCGUACAAGGGUGAGUUUUGCUGGGUGGGGAUGGAGAGGGCUUUGAAUUUUGCGGAUAAUCAGGUGCUUCGUAGGUAUGGGUUCGUGCACCCUCACCUACAGGAGUCUUCCUCUGUCUCAGCCUUGCCGUUUGAUGUUCCAGCAUAAAAUAU